Cephus cinctus (wheat stem sawfly) is the source of this 5744-nucleotide messenger RNA. RefSeq lists its product as uncharacterized. The record is from RefSeq and is a predicted model, not a curated record. Gene Ontology annotation, cellular component: nucleus. Lineage: Eukaryota; Metazoa; Arthropoda; Insecta; Hymenoptera; Cephidae. Gene Ontology annotation, molecular function: transcription regulator activity.
GCGACCUCGGACUUUCCACAGACGGUUUCUCACUGAAAAUCUACGACUAUUCCGUACUGUAUAUGGUUUACGAACGGUCCAAGAUGCUGUCAUCAGUGCCAGCUAAAUAAUAAUGUGGUGCGACGUUGGUCAGAGUUGUGCAAUGAUGGGUCUGCAGGCCACAGCAGGAAAACGUAAGCUAGAGGGAGGUGUGGGCUGCAUGGAAUUUGACAUGGACAUGGGUGAAAGCCCGUCGAAACUGGGAAGAGUCGAGGGCAGCUGGUGGGCUAUGGAAGAUAGCUACACUCCACCGUUAAGCCAAACGCCAUCCUCGUACUACGACAUGGAGGUGUCAUCGCCUUGUCUUCAGGCAAAUCCCUGCCAACCAACCCCGAGUCCACCGCCGCCCCAGCUUCAUCAUUCCCAGCACUACUAUCAACGCGGACCUGGUAACAACGGUUACAAUCAACUAUCGAGGCCACAGCCUCAAUGGGGCACGCCUCAUCAUUACGAACCCCCUACGAUACGAAGGGAAGAGAACGGCAAGAGCUACCUGGAACUGGGUUCGAGCUACAGAGCGAACGAGAGGUGCUGCGAAGGCUCGAGGUCGAGCUGGUGCAGAAGAGGUCGAGCGUGUUACAGGCAGAGGAGACUCGCAGUCCUGAAUAUAUCCAUGUGCAAGCUCGCUAGGUAUAGACAAUUCCCGGAUCCGAGUUUGCACCGAUCCGUCCUCAUCUGCAACACCUUGAGGCACUUGGAGAGAGAAAUGGAGAGGGAUCGAAGUCCACCACCAAUGGAACCCGUGAUCCCAGCACCUAUUGCCCAAUUGCAACCGCCCGAGCAGGGCAGGCUAACGCCAUUCCCGCUACCACCCAGCUCAUCGAAUGAGACAGAUACGGAUUCUGGGAUUGGCGAUAGCGACGAUAGCAGGUCCAUCAACUGGGGUAGUGUGCUAUCGCUAUCCAGUCAAUCGCCCCUGGACCCGCUGAAUAACAACGAGCUCCUCGACGUCGAUAUAAGUCCCGACCUAGACCUCGAUUUCAUGCCUGGAUGGAAAUUGACGCCGCUCUCGGCGGACGACAUCUUGAGAAGUACAAACGGAACGCAAGAUCAGGCGUCGAGUAGCAGCGGCAACAGCAUCGGCAGCAGUAGUAAUAGCAGUAGUAGUAGUACGCACGAGUCUCUCAUGUGCGUAGGAUCAUAGCCUCCAAUCUUGACGUCGCUGAGCCAUCUCAUCGAUUUCUAUCCCUUGACACCCCAAACGAGCAAUCUCCCGAAGUCUGUCGCGCCAUCUUCAUCGUAGACGCGUAAGCGAGAUUGCACGGUCUCUAAUUAUAAUUUAUUCUUCGUGUCAAUUAUUGUAUCCCUCGGACAAUUCGGUUCUCGAUCGUUCGUCUGCGUGACUCUCCUUCGACCCGCGUACUAUUCUACGAGACUCGAGUAAAGCAAGGUUGGGUAUGCACGUAAUGCGCUCUGACUAUUAACACAAUCAUGAACAUAAUUACCGGCCGGCUUGUACGUUCGUUUAACGUACGUAUUCCAUAAGUUUUCGGGAUCCAUCUCGUCGCUCAGUCCCUCAGUCUAGAAUUCGCAUCCACGUGUAGCCCGUACGCUUAGUAGACGUACGUACGUACAUAGAAUUAUGGGUCAUUCGAUGAAAUUAUCGCGGCGAAUUCUAAGACCGGAACGUGACUCUCGUCGAUCACUGGCGGGAAACUUUCGGAGCUUUCAACGUUUUCACCGCCCCCGGGCCGGCGAUGCACCAGAGACGUGUAAAAGCGCGUGUGGGAACGCGACUCAAGGACAAAAAUAUAUAUGAGGAAAUGAGAUCGCAAGGAGCCUUCGUGUCCUUUGGCAUAGAAGCGAAUGAGAAAAUAACGAAACGGAUUAAAGAUUAUAUGAAAAAUCGUUAAGAGAGGCACGAGAUAACGUAUUGUUAAUCGCUUCCGCAUAUUUCGUCCUCAGGGUGUAUCGCUUGCCUAGCCGGCGCAACGUUGAGAACUCUACCCCGUAUAAGGACGAGCGUGAGGCGCGAAGUCUAAUAGAAAACUAAUAAUUUCAGGCGUCACGCUCGCGAAGAAAAACCGCAGUGACUUCGAAAUCACGACACGUACAUAUACUGCGUUACAUCCAUUACAAUUACAUUACGCGUUAUAAGGACACUCACAUACCUUUCUACUUUACCGACGGCGAUGCACAGAUACAUACAUGGUGCUAGGAUAUCCGACCUGGUGCUUCUUACAGUUUUGUCUCAAGAAAGCGAAAGAUAAAAGAAGAACGAGAAAGACAUAACGGUAUCGGGAGGACCCACGAUGAGGGAAAGAAAAAUGACAUAGGCAGAUGAGAAAGAUCAGUCGUUUGCAUACGUUAUGAGAAUUGCUCUGUUUUCAUCGAGGAGACGAUUAAUUAUUUUCGCGGACACAGCACGAUGUGCAUCCAACUGGGGAAAUUGGCAGUACUUGUUAAGUGCGUCCGCGAGACUGAAUUCGUUGUCUGUCGCGAUCUAAGAAUUUAUUGAUUCCAACGUAUUAAAUUAAUCGUACGGAUCGAUAAUUCCUUGGGAUUCACGACGAAGAGUCCAAUUCUUUAAGUAACGUGUUUUUCUAUACCUACCAUUCGUGUGCCGCGUGAUACUUGAUGAGAUGAAUAAUCGAUAAGCCGGAGAGAAUGUCCCGGGGGUGUAAGAGGGAUACUUUUUCUAUUCCUUUUCGUUUUCCUUUCUACGGUGGUUACGCAUCGGGCUGUGUCGAGUACCAAAUGUACCUGUACUUUAUUGAAUCAGAAUAACUCCAUGGGCCUACCUCGUAAUGUCCACUGUAUACUACUGAUCUCUCGUAAUCUACAAUUUACACGUAAAUACAGUAGGCUUUAUGGGUGCGCCUAUGGGAAUUUCGUGAGUUGGGGUCUGACGAUGGGUAGGGAUAGACGAGGUUAAUGGGGAAUAUUCAGGGUGGGGCUGAGGGUGGAUUUGAGUGCCGUGGAGAAAGUCCUCGUGAAAAUUUAGUAAUCUGCGUGCGAUCCUGUCUCACGUCCACAGUUUUCCACAAGAGCGGUUAUACUUAAAAGAAAGCUAAAUAAAUAAACAAAUCUAAAAAAGGAUAUAAAAGCUAAUUAAUGGACUUGACUGAUUACUUAAAAGAAAAAAAAAACAACGUAACUAAUACAAUGUAAGUUGAUUUAAAAGAAAAGUGUAAUUAAUUAAAUGUAACACAGAAAAAUGCUAGGUACUUCUUGUAAAUAAAUACGUUACGCGCUAAGGUCUAUAUUAUAAUAUAAAUCGGAUUAAACAAAAAAUCUACCUAUCAUUUCGAUUCAGUUCUCUUUUUCUUUUUGCUAUACUGGUAACACAGUUAUUCUUCCGUUUAAUUAUCGCGACUUCUCGGAUCUCUUCUGCUCCAUUACGUUUCGUAUCUCUAUUAAUUUAAUCGAAUUCCUAUACCGAACCUCCCGAUUCUAUUUUUUUGAUGAUCCUGCUGCUGCUGCCCCCCCCCCCCCCACGAAAUGACGAGCAAUAUUACUUUUAGCAACGCGAAAGGAAUAUAUAUGCGUAUAUAUAUAGAUAUAUGACAUAAACGCAUAUAUGGCAUAUAUACAUGUAUACACGUGGUGAUUACAGUACGUUUAAACUGUUGUUGUUUUUCUUCCAAUAGAGCUGCAAAGCUGACGCGCGAAUUGGCCGCGUGCCCAAUAGAUUUUAUUCGCAUAAAUUUCGUCCAGCGCGCCCGCUGCCAGUUCGCGCUAAUUAAUGCACCGGGUCCAUCCUUGCCAGGGAGAGGCGUCCCGUGCCACCAAGGAGAUACUUAAAGAAAACUAUAAUGAAAUAAAUAACGAUAUCCCACGAUAAAGACAUGAAUAGCUCUUAAAUGCCUAGCAAUACUCAGACACUGGUCGCACGCGAUGCCUCAUCCCGAUAAGGCAUACUCCGGGGACACUCUGCAUACUUAUGCGAUCCUCCACAACAAAAAAUUGGCACAAAGAGAGAAAAAGUGAAAUAAUAUUUAAACGCUAUAUGUAACAUAUAGGACAUACGUGGCGAGUGAGAAUGAUCAUCCGUCGCGUCAUCGGCCACACGAUGCCGCCGGACAUUCGCGCGCGAGGGUAUUUGGUGACUACAAAAGAACCUUGUAAAUAGUAUACAUAGUACGCAAAGUACGUUUAAAUAAUGAGAAUAGGUAUAAAAUGAAAUAUACAUAAGAUAUUAUUAUAUAUUAUAUAUAAACGAGAAGUAUAAGAUUAUUAUAUAUAUAUAUAUAUAUAUACAUAUAUAUAUAUAUUUACCUUGGUAAGUGAUACAAGGCGGCUGUAAGGGCUCGCUCCGUUUUAUGGGCGAACGCAGCGUGUCCAAUUGUUAUAUCAUUCUUUCUUCUGUUCACUGUCCGAAAAACAAGAGAUUUUUUUUCUUAUUACGUAUACGGCAUCACGGUGUAGAUUUUUUCGAGGGACAGAACCGAUCAGGAUCGUUUAUGAAUUUUAUAAAUUAUAUAUAUUUUCUUUACUACUCGCUAUUUUCUUUUGUAUUCUUUCUCAUUCCAAUAUCAAUUUCUACGUUCCGUUAUUAUUUUUAAAUCUUUUGUUUUUUUUUGUUUCUUUUUUUUUUAAGUAUUUUAUCUACAUACAAAUUCGUGCCAUUCUCUUUGACGGAUUCUGUCACUAUGAUCAAAUCAAUCCGGCACAAUCGUAUUCAAAGCAAUGGGCUGGUGUGACUGUGUACGAUUAAGUUCCUAUUAUAUCUAACCAAGAAUUAGUUAGCCAUUAUUUGGAUUUAACCGAAGUGCACCACUGGCCCAAUUAUACUCAUAGGCUCAGUAAAAAUUGUUCGGACGUUGAAACGUUUCUUAGUUGGUUUCUCACCGUGAGCCAACAAGUCUUUCGUCUUUCCAUUCUCUUUAUGCAUUUUAACUGCAAUUGGGAGCGAGAGGACGACCGGAAAUCGAGCGAGCCCCACUGUCGCCGGAAACCCUAGGGCAGGAAUAAAGAAACACUGUACAUUGUAAAUAGUAGUGCAGAAGACGAAAGGUUACAGAAAGACAGAGUUAAAAGAAAUUGCAUCGAAUUAGCGUCAUGUGCUUCGAGCGAACGAAAGGCGUUACUUGUUUUUUCUUAAAUUAUACUCUCUGGUCAUACCUGUUUGUAGAAUACUCUUAUAAUAGAUUGCAGUGAAAAAAUGCUGCGACAGAAAUCUUAUUUCCUUUUUUUCUAUCUCAAAUUCAAUCCUUCGUAUGAAAUAAUGAUUGCGCAUGCGCGUCUCUGACGUUACGGCGUCGUCAUCGGGAAUGCCAUUGGUUCGUUCGAGGAACUGCGCGAACCUUAAAUAGAGAAUAGAAAAGUUUUAAGAUGCACGGAGUAUCCUCUUAGGGCACGUCACGAUCACUCGACAACCGUAUUUUACAUUAUGACCGCGUCGAGAUAAAAGUUUAAUGAAAAUACUUAACAAUACGCAAAUCCUUGUAGUCUCCAUUAUUGUAAGAAUUCGUUUCCCAUGAAUUUCUAACUUUUAAUUUGACCACUUUGAUCAAGUCCGUUUCACCUGUUAAUAAUUUUUUUCGAAUCACAAUCACGCGAAUUACAAUUACUCUAGUCGUCGUAGCGGUCUUAACUGUAUGUUAUGCGCACGAGUGGUUGGACGUUGUUUGAAAUGCGCUGAGGAGUUGUAUCACGUACCGUUUUACCAAAAUACCAGCAGAUGCAGUACGAAUACUGGAAAAACAACACAAUAUGGACAACAACAACUAUCAAAACAAUAAAGAGUAUUAUUCUAUAUAUAA